AUGGACAAGAUCUACAAUUACGCAUCCAACGUCUUGGUGAUCUUAAGCGAACCAAAUGCGAAUAGCAGUGCCCUGUUCGAGGAACUAGCAGCAGCGGACGAAGAAUUGGCGCUUACAGGAGAUUGCAAGCGAACUCCGCCGAGCGAUGCCAUAAUCACAUUACUAGAAGACUUGUUCCAAGAUCCGUGGUUUACAAGAGUUUGGGUUUUACAAGAAGUCUGUGGCAAAGACUCUGUUGAAUAUAUUUGCGGCUCCGCUAUAUUCUCAUUUCACUGCAUCCGCAAAUUGUAUUUCGGUUAUCGUGGGACUAUGGUGACUAAAGCAUUGUGGCCCCGAUCUUUGGAAUGGAUCAUGGGCCCACCGGACAGUUUCACAACACCACAGUCCAACUUAUGGAACCGACUAGGCGAGACAAGAGAUUACCUGGCAACCGAUCCCAAAGAUAGAGUUUUCGCUCUCAAGUCCUUGAUAGGCUCUAGACAAUCAGAAAUGGAUCGCUUGAUCGACUACACUCAGAGUGUGGAGGAGUGUUAUACCCAUAUCGCCGCCUUUCUGUUACCCGUGGUGGGGCUUCGAUUGCUCACCGCUGUUCGGCACCCACACAGCAAAGAGAUGCCUUCAUGGACUCCGGAUUGGUCCCAGAAUCUCCCACUGCACACUUUCUAUCUUAUUGAUGAAUUCGACCAUGUAGCGAACGCUCAACCUGUGCCGCUUUUCCGCACUUCUGAUAGUAAAAAGCACACGAUAUGGCCCUUCCUAGACAACACCCACAGUGGCUGCCUCGAGCUACAUGUCACGGGUUGUCGUUAUGCACAGAUAGCCGAACAAAGUCAGGCGUUCAAGUUUAGCGAUAUAGAUGAUGCUGAGGGACAGAUAAAGAAACUAUACUACAGCUUCAUCAAUCUUGGGUGCUACUUCCACCCGGAAGGUGUGCGGGACGAUCCUAUGGUGCUUGCCCAUUUAGGUACAACUAUUUCAGACGCUAUGUCCUCUCUAGAUGGCUUCCAACUCCAUAGUCACCUCAGUCGCCGUUAUACAAGUCUAGGUAGCUUUGCAGCAGAGCAAAACGAAGAAACCAAAAUGUCACUAUGCGGUCUCUGCCAAUCCUUCGACGUUCUCGACGUCCCGAAGUUAUCACCCGAGUACAAUAUCCAUUCCGUCACUUCACAUCUAUAUCCAUCAUUGGUCACGAUGAUGAAAAAGCGCCGCAAAGAAGACCAGUCGCAGAACCCUGAGCCUCUGGGACUGCCCUAUCACAAGUCUAUCGAGGAACUGGAAGCUGCUUCCGCCGCCAACUGCGCGAUCUGCACAGUCGUACAACGCGAUGUCGCGCAAUUCCAUUCCGAGUACAGUGAGGCGAAGAAAGAUACUAGCGACCAUAGAGCUAGAAGCGCAGGACCAGAUUGGAAGAUGUUUGUUGUCCAGGGAAGGAGUGAUACCGGGGGGUUUAUGGUGGUGUCGGCCGAUGCGGAGGAUUGGUCUCGAGUCUGGGUGGUUGCUGCUGUGGGGUUGUGUGUUGACUAUGACGACCCGCUCAUCUCGAUCAUCAGAGGACGAAAGAUACUCCCCUCGUCUGAGCACACACUCAGGCAUGCCCUGAGUUGGGUGCGUGAUUGCGACAAACAGCGUACGAAUAAACGCUGUCAUGUUGACACGGCACCACUUCCAGCUCGUGUCCUGGAUAUUCGAAGCUCAAAGUCUCAGUCCAUAACGUUGUAUGAGCCUGCGGGGGAAGAAUUGGGACGCUACGCAGCACUGAGUUAUGUUUGGGGCGAGUCGAGCCCAUAUGCAACUACAAGGGCGAACAUUGAAGCGAACAAGAAGGGGAUCGAUGCUGAAAAGCUACCGAAGACGUUCCAAGAUGCGAUCUUCGUGGCUCGAGAGAUGGGUAUCGGCUACCUAUGGAUCGAUGCACUCUGCAUCUGCCAAGACGACUCGUCAGACUGGUCUCGCGAAGCUUCCCGCAUGUCCUCCGUCUACUCAAACGCCUACAUAAUGCUCUCAGCAACUGGCUCGCCAUCCUCGACGUCCGGUCUUUCUAUCUUCGCUUCCAAUCGCCCAGCACCUACCUACUCGCCUUUCGCCUACACCGCCACAACAAGCGGUAUGAAAGGAAUCCUCCACGCAUUCUCUGCUUCCCGCGAAACCAAUGCAUUUGGUCCCUGGUCAGCGAACAGUGAAUUGUUGAAGAACGAGCCACUAAGCCAACGAGGCUGGGCGCUGCAGGAACGCUGGCUCGCACCCCGUGUUCUACAUUUCGGGAGCAAACAGAUGUUCUUUGAAUGCUACUGUGGGUUUAGGAGUGAGGAGGGAUUUUAUAUGGAGGGGCGGAUGGAUACCUUAUUCCCAACCACCUCCCAACCCUCUCCUCCACCUUCUUCUUCCACAGACCAGAUCAAACCCGUAACCGAUCCGACAAUACCAAUAACAGAAACAGAACCCAUACACCAACAAUGGUCCUAUAUCAUCCACACUUACUCCCGCCGCCUCCUAACCCACCCCUCGGACAAACUCCCCGCCCUCUCCGGUCUCGCACGCACUUACCAGACGUUAACUUCUGAUACAUAUCUGGCAGGUUUCUGGCAGAAGACGCUGCUUCAAAACCUGAUCUGGCAAGCCGUCGGCAAAGGCCCUACGGCUUCAACCAGUUACCGCGCACCGUCUUGGUCCUGGGCCGCCAUCGAUGGUGGCAUUGGUAUGUUUAAUCCUGGCGUGGGAUUCGACAAGGGCGAAUGGUUUAGUCUUGCUACAUUACAUUCCGCUCACAUCACUUUGAAGAACGAGGAGAAUCCGUACGGCGAGGUGAGCGCGGGGGAAUUGGUAUUGAGUGCACCGCUGGAACGUAUUUAUCCUUUUGAGGGGGACCUGGAGGAGGGAGAAGAGUGGCCGAAGAAUCAUAGGGCGGCUAAAGUAAAAGGGCAGGGAGGAGGGAGUGAAGAGUACAGUUUUGCGAUUUUCGAUAGCUCGAAGCAUGCGGAAGGAGCGAGGGACAGGAAACUUUGGGUGGCGGUUUUGUGGCGGCAUAGAAUUCAUGAGGAGAACAAGGAUCUUUGGAAGUCGAAGGAGGUCUACCACGGGAUUGUUGUUGCGAGGGUAGAGGGUAAGCAGGAUGUGUAUGAGAGGCUUGGUAAGAUUCCUUUUGCCGAUAAGGAUUUGGGGGAGUGUGAGUGGAUGAGUGAUGGGAGUGUGGUGGAUAGGUUUACUUUGGUGUAG
Messenger RNA from Alternaria atra, 3213 nucleotides. RefSeq lists its product as uncharacterized. NCBI's taxonomy places the organism in Eukaryota, Fungi, Ascomycota, Dothideomycetes, Pleosporales, Pleosporaceae. Bases 1 to 3213 code for a protein of 1070 amino acids. The transcript is spliced from 5 exons. The record is from RefSeq and is a predicted model, not a curated record.